AUGCAUCCUCAACAGCCUCACUCCCAGCCCGCCACCCAACCACCCGUCCCCAUCUCCAUAACCAUCUGCGGCGAUGGCGGUUGCGGCAAAUCCUCCAUAACCCUACGGCUCGUGCGCUCGCAGUGGACGUCCGAGUACGACCCGACAAUCGAAGACAGCUACAGCAUCACGCGGCGAAUUGACGGGUCGACCUACCACCUCUCGCUGACCGACACCGCGGGGCAGGAAGAAUACCGCGGCAUGUGGGCCUCGUCGAACCUGGGCGCGGACGCCUUCCUUCUCGUCUACGACAUCACGUCGCACGACAGCCUCGACGCCCUGAACUACUUCAACGACCUGAUCGACAUGGAGGCCGAGACGCGCCUGGACAACGCGACGCGGGCCAAGCGCGCGGGGCUGUCGCCCAACGCCUACGGCAACAACAGCGGUAGUGGCGGCGCGGGCGCGGGCAGCGGCGGGCGCACCAUCCCGCCCGUCAAGAUCGUGGCCGGCAACAAGUGCGACCUGCAGGAGUCGCGGCAGGUGUCGGCCGCGUCGGGGCUCGACUGGGCGCGCAAGCGCGGCUGCGGCUUCAUGGAGACGAGCGCGCGGCUCGAGGUCAACAUCGAGGAGACCUUUGCGCUCAUCGUGCGCCGCGUUGCCGAGGGCCGCCGCCUGGCUGAGAUGGGCGUCCUCGACAACACCGAGAUGGACCGCCGUGGCACCACGAAGCCGCUUACGCCGCUGGGCAGCGACAGUAGGGACCACGAUGGCGGGGACGAGAAGAGGGAUGUGGGGACGAGGGGCCCGAGGCUGGGCGAUGGCCAGAGACUUGGGAGGGGCGGCGAGUUUUGGAAGAGCUUGAGGUGCUGGUGA
Messenger RNA from Anthostomella pinea, 855 nucleotides. The record is from the annotation of a GenBank genome assembly. NCBI's taxonomy places the organism in Eukaryota, Fungi, Ascomycota, Sordariomycetes, Xylariales, Xylariaceae.